Messenger RNA from Mesocricetus auratus (golden hamster), 1485 nucleotides. Its product is annotated as transmembrane serine protease 11A. NCBI's taxonomy places the organism in Eukaryota, Metazoa, Chordata, Mammalia, Rodentia, Cricetidae. Gene Ontology annotation, biological process: proteolysis. The coding region runs from base 144 to 1367 and encodes 407 amino acids. Gene Ontology annotation, cellular component: plasma membrane; extracellular region. The record is from RefSeq and is a predicted model, not a curated record. Gene Ontology annotation, molecular function: serine-type endopeptidase activity. The transcript is spliced from 9 exons.
CAAACUCGUUUCAUUUCAACUACUUGUCAUUUGUUUCCUUAUUUCUUCCAGUAGUAGAUGUCUAAUAUAUGUAGGCAUGUCAUAGAUUUGAUUGGAAAGUCCAGUUCAGAGGCUGAUACCUGCACGAUCCCUUCCUCCCAUUCAUGAUGUAUCUGCAUCGAGCAGGAGGACAUGGCACCUACAACAGAGAUCUGAAGCAAUGGAUAAUUACCGUUCUUACAGUACUCGCCCUGAUGAUGGUGGCAGUGACCAUUGGACUUCUGGCUCAUGUCUUAGUCUCUGGCCAGAAAAUGGAAUACUAUCAAGGGACCUUUGCAAUUUCAGAUAUUCAAGUCAUUAGCAAUUCAGGACCAAAGAGCUCAAAUCAACUGAAGGACUUACAGGAGAUGAAUGAAAAUUUGGUAGAUGAAAUACUUAUAGAUUCAGCCUUGAACAAGCGCUAUAUCAAAAACCACAGAGUCAAACAAAUUCCAGAAGAAGAUGAUGUGAAAGCAGACAUCAUUAUGGUGCUCCAGUCCCCCUCUACUGGGCAAAGGACUGUGGGAGAAAAGAAGAAGCAUAGCACCUUAAAUCAGAAGAUAAGGAAUACAAGAGCUUUGCCAGCUGAUGUCACGGUAGUUCAAGUAAAUGAUUGUGGCAAGCGAGCUAUCCCACUAAUUGCCAACAGAAUAGUAUCUGGAAACCUUGCAGCUAGGGGUGCCUGGCCUUGGCAAGUUUCUCUUCAGCGCAGCAACAUCCAUCAGUGUGGGGGCACUUUGAUUGGCAACAUGUGGGUGGUCACUGCAGCACACUGUUUUAGAACUAAUGCGAACCCACGCCAAUGGACUCUAAGUUUUGGAACAACAAUAAACCCUCCCUUAAUGAAAAGGGACGUCCGAAGAAUUAUUAUGCAUGAGAGGUACCGCCCCCCAGCCAGAGACCAUGACAUCGCCCUUGUGCAGUUUUCUCCAAGAGUCACCUUUUCAGACGACGUACGCCGAAUUUGUUUGCCAGAACCCUCUGCAUCCUUCCCGCAAAAUUCGACUGUCUACAUCACAGGAUUUGGAGCACUCUACUACAGUGGGGAAUCUCAAAAUGAGCUCCGAGAAGCCAGAGUACAGAUUAUAAGCAACAACAUCUGCAAGCAACCACAGGUGUAUGGCAAUGACAUAAAGCGUGGGAUGUUCUGUGCUGGCUAUCUGGAAGGAAUUUAUGAUGCCUGCAGGGGUGAUUCUGGGGGACCAUUAGUUGUAAGAGACAAUAAAGACACCUGGUAUCUCCUUGGAAUUGUGAGCUGGGGAGAUAAUUGUGGACAAAAGAACAAACCUGGAGUCUACACACAAGUGACUUAUUACCGGCGCUGGAUUGCUUCAAAAACGGGUCUCUAACUUGCUACAGAUACUAAACAAAACAGUAGUAUGCAGGCCAUAUGUAUAUAAGAAUUCAGACAUUCAUCUGGUGGCAUCAGUACAAUGAAGUGAGAUUAAAUAGCUGGACAUAACAAUA